GUAAUUAUUAUUACAUCCCCUCCCACACGCAGAAAGGAAAGAGAAUCAUCGAAAGAGCAAAAAGAUAAGGAAAAAUUUCCAUUUCUUUCUCAGAACUUGAAUUCUCGGAGAAUCCAGCGGCUGCAGGCCACACAGAUCCCGCCAUUGUUCUGUUCUGUUCUGUUCUGUACUCAAGAGUUUGAAGGGAGAACGAGGAAAGCCCCACCAGGAAUUCUCCGAAUCGUUGUCCAAAUCAAAUCCGAACCAAAAGGUUCCUGUAAGAACUGUGUUGUUUUUUUGUUAAGGAGCUCGAAUGGCGGGAAGAUCGUAUCGAUCCGAUUCUCAGCCCGGAAGGGGCGGAGUCCCGCCGACGGUGACAUUUACUCGGAGAACGUCGUCAGGUCGAUACGUUAAUCUGUCGAGGGAGAGUCUCGACAGUGAGAUGAGCGGCGUCGAGUUCCAAGAAUACACUGUGCAUAUCCCGCCGACGCCUGACAAUCAGCCGAUGGAGAUGAUGGAUCCUCCGAUUUCGCAGAGGGUCGAGGAGCAAUACGUCUCGAGUUCGCUUUUCACCGGCGGAUACAACAGCGUUACGCGCGCCCAUUUGAUGGAUAAGGUGAUCGAAUCCGAGGCAAACCAUCCCCAGAUGGCCGGCGCAAAAGGGUCGUCGUGCGCCGUUCCCGGAUGCGACGGAAAAGUCAUGAGCGACGGGAGGGGCGAAGAUAUUCUCCCGUGCGAGUGCGAUUUCAAGAUUUGCCGGGAUUGCUUUGUCGAUUCCGUCAAGACCGGCGACGGUAUUUGUCCCGGUUGUAAAGAGCCGUAUAAAAACACCGACUUGCCUUCGAAUUCCGCCGAGCCCGGUCAGCCGUUGCCCCUCCCGCUUAAUUCCGGGAUGUCGAAGAUGGAGAGGAGAUUGUCGCUUAUGAAAUCGAUGAACCGGUCCGCUAUAGUUCGGAGCCAGUCGGGUUUGAUGAGGAGCCAAACCGGCGUCGAUUUCGAUCAUAACCGGUGGUUGUUCGAGACUAAGGGGACAUAUGGAUACGGUAACGCGAUAUGGCCAAAAGACGGCGGAGGCUUAGCAGAGGAAAAUAAUGAAGAGUCGAGUGAGCCGCAAGAACUCGUCAGCAAGCCAUGGCGACCGCUUACUCGUAAAUUGAAGAUACCCGCCGCAGUACUUAGCCCGUACAGGCUCUUGAUUUUGGUUCGUAUGGCGGUCCUCGGGCUAUUUUUGGAGUGGAGAAUCAGCCAUCCGAACGAGGAUGCUCGAUGGUUGUGGCUAAUGUCGGUUAUCUGUGAGAUAUGGUUUGCGUUCUCGUGGUUACUCGAUCAGCUUCCGAAGCUGUGUCCUGUGAACCGAGCUACCGAUCUUAAUGUUUUGAAAGAAAAGUUCGAAACGCCGACUCCCAACAAUCCGACGGGGAAAUCGGAUCUUCCGGGGGUGGAUAUUUUCGUUUCGACGGCUGAUCCCGACAAAGAACCUCCGCUCGUCACUGCAAACACUAUUCUGUCGAUUCUUGCUUCGGAUUAUCCUGUCGAAAAGCUUUCCUGCUACGUGUCUGAUGAUGGCGGUGCGCUUCUCACGUUCGAGGCCAUGGCGGAAGCUGCAAGUUUCGCGAACAUGUGGGUUCCGUUCUGUCGUAAGCAUGAUAUCGAACCGAGAAAUCCCGAGUCUUAUUUCAGCUUGAAGAAGGAUCCGUAUAAGAAUAAAGUGCGACCCGACUUUGUCAAAGAUCGGAGACGGGUUAAGCGGGAGUAUGACGAAUUCAAGGUCCGGAUCAACGGCCUUCCUGAUUCGAUUCGUCGUCGCUCUGAUGCGUAUAAUGCUCGCGAAGAAAUCAAGGCCUUGAAGCUUCGGAGGCAAACCGCCGAGGAUGAACCGUUGGAAGCGUUGAAGGUCUCGAAAUCGACUUGGAUGGCAGACGGUACCCACUGGCCCGGGACGUGGACGGUUUCUGCUCCCGAACACUCGAAAGGAGACCAUGCUGGAAUCAUUCAGGUUAUGUUGAAACCUCCGAGCGACGAGACUUUACAUGGCUUGGCUGACAACGGCCCACUCGAUUUCUCCGAAGUCGACAUUCGGCUACCCUUGCUCGUCUACGUUUCCCGCGAGAAACGGCCCGGUUACGAUCACAACAAAAAGGCGGGUGCGAUGAAUGCUUUGGUUAGAGCCUCGGCGAUCAUGUCGAACGGCCCGUUCAUCCUCAAUCUCGACUGCGAUCACUAUAUCUACAACUCGCAGGCGAUCCGGGAAGGCAUGUGUUUCAUGAUGGACCGGGGAGGAGAUCGGAUCUGUUACGUGCAAUUCCCCCAAAGAUUCGAGGGCAUCGAUCCGUCCGAUCGGUAUGCUAACCACAACACGGUUUUCUUCGACGUGAACAUGCGCGCUCUAGAUGGUCUUCAAGGUCCCGUUUACGUCGGGACCGGGUGCCUCUUCCGUAGGACUGCGCUUUACGGUUUCGAUCCGCCCCGAUCGAAGGAGCACUCGGGUUGCUGCAGCUGCUGUUUUGCUCGUCGAAAGAAGAACCUGUCCGACAAUUCGGCGCCGGAGGAACACCGAGCGCUACGAAUGGGAGAUUCGGAGGACGACGAAAUGAACCCGUCACUCUUCUCGAAAAGAUUCGGCAACUCGAGCUUCCUGAUCGACUCGAUUCCGGUGGCGGAGUUCCAAGGCCGACCCCUCGCCGAUCACCCUGCCGUGAAGAACGGUCGCCCCCCUGGUGCUCUGACUAUCCCUAGAGAACUCCUCGACGCGUCGACCGUUGCGGAAGCCAUCAGCGUCAUAUCGUGCUGGUACGAAGACAAAACGGAGUGGGGAAAUCGCGUCGGAUGGAUUUAUGGGUCUGUGACCGAAGAUGUCGUCACCGGAUACCGAAUGCACAACCGCGGCUGGAAAUCUGUGUACUGUGUAACGAAGCGGGAUGCGUUCCGUGGCACAGCUCCGAUCAAUUUGACGGACCGUCUCCAUCAAGUUCUUCGAUGGGCUACCGGUUCGGUCGAGAUUUUCUUCUCCCGGAACAAUGCGUUGCUGGCUAGCCCGCGAAUGAAGUUCCUGCAGCGAGUGGCGUACCUCAACGUCGGGAUCUACCCGUUCACGUCUGUGUUCUUGAUCGUGUACUGCUUCCUCCCGGCGCUGUCGCUGUUCUCGGGACAGUUUAUCGUGCAGUCGUUGAAUGUCACGUUCCUCACGUACCUUUUGACAAUCACGCUGACGCUCUGCAUGCUGGCGAUACUUGAGAUAAAGUGGUCGGGGAUCAACCUCGAGGAGUGGUGGCGAAACGAGCAGUUUUGGCUGAUCGGCGGGACGAGCGCGCACAUCGCCGCUGUUUUGCAGGGGCUGUUGAAGGUGGUCGCCGGGAUCGAAAUCUCGUUCACUCUAACGUCAAAAUCUGGGGGUGACGAGAACGACGACGACUUCGCGGAUCUCUACAUUUUGAAAUGGUCGUCGUUGAUGAUCCCGCCGAUUACGAUCAUGAUUACGAACUUGAUCGCGAUAGCUGUCGGGUUCAGCCGGACGAUAUACAGCGCGAUACCGCAGUGGAGCCGGCUGAUCGGCGGGGUGUUCUUCAGCUUCUGGGUGUUGGCACAUCUCUACCCGUUUGCUAAGGGGCUGAUGGGGCGGCGGGGGAGGACGCCGACGAUAGUGUUCGUCUGGUCUGGGCUGAUCGCCAUCACCAUUUCGCUUCUGUGGGUGGCGAUAUCGCCGCCGGAGGGGAACACACAGAUCGGAGGGUCGUUCCAGUUUCCAUGAGAGUCUUGGAUGAGCUGAUGAUCUCUGGUUGUGAUUUUUACUUGGAUCUUCAAAAUUGAUUCGAUGAUCUCAUCUUUUGAUGAAUUGUUUCUUUUGUUGUUCGUUAAUGGAGAGGACGACAUGGCCGUUUGUAGUUA
Andrographis paniculata is the source of this 3864-nucleotide messenger RNA. Its product is annotated as cellulose synthase-like protein D3. Gene Ontology annotation, molecular function: cellulose synthase (UDP-forming) activity; mannan synthase activity. Gene Ontology annotation, biological process: cellulose biosynthetic process; plant-type primary cell wall biogenesis. Gene Ontology annotation, cellular component: plasma membrane; trans-Golgi network. The record is from RefSeq and is a predicted model, not a curated record. Bases 293 to 3727 code for a protein of 1144 amino acids. Lineage: Eukaryota; Viridiplantae; Streptophyta; Magnoliopsida; Lamiales; Acanthaceae. The transcript is spliced from 4 exons.